Messenger RNA from Caenorhabditis auriculariae, 4313 nucleotides. Lineage: Eukaryota; Metazoa; Nematoda; Chromadorea; Rhabditida; Rhabditidae. The record is from the annotation of a GenBank genome assembly.
AUGAAGCUCCUCGUGCUCCUAUGUUUGCUGGCUCCUGUCCACACCAUGCUAUGGCUUCCUUUUGUGAGUUAUUAAUACUGGGAUACUGUAUUCUGAGUGUUUCGUUUUUUGAUUUUCAGCUGCUGCUUGACAAAAAUUUUAAUUUUGAGAUUUUUUUCAAAAAAGUGGUUUGAGGAAACUUUGAUUGGAAUCUUCUGAAAAAAUUUUUUUUUCCUCAUUUUUUUUGGGUUUUACAAUUAUAAGGUUUCCUGAGAAGUUGAGAAAUCAAUCUAGAUCACAGGUAGAAUGAAGCUUCAAGAAAAGUAGCCUUGGCUUGAAGUUUUCACUGUUCGUGGCGUUAUGUUGGUAGUACAUUAAAUUUGAAUUUUCGUUUUGUUUGUAAAGUUCCUUCUAACUGCGUUCAAUAACGAAAAAAACGAAAAAAAUGUAUAAAUGAGUUUUUUUGAACAACUUAGAGAAAUCUUUGAAACCUGUGAUUAUUUUGGAGCUACAAAAAAAAUUAUUGAAAAGAAAUUUGAUGAAUUUUUUUCAAAAUCAAUUUGAGAUUGUUUUCAAAUAUUUCUCAAUCUCAGGCGAAUUUCGGAUCAAUGUUUGAAACCAUCAAGGAAGCAGCAUUCAAACAUUCCAUUGAAGCUGCCAAGGAAGAUCACAACCAUUCACCUUUGUCCAUUUUUGAAUUCGGUCUACCACAGCUUAUUUUUAAAAAGACCUAACGAACUUUAGGAAAGGAACUUUUGAAUGGUCUGGGAAAGUUCAUCUCCAGCUCAUUCGAAGAAACUGAAAAACUCAAUAUUGCCAACGGCUUGAGAGAGAUUUUCAACGUCACGACAACACGUAAAAGUUUUAUCAUAACUCAAUACAUAUUUAGUUCAGAUGCUCCAAAACCAACUAGAAAAAUUCCGAAAAUUGUACCAGUGACAGAGGCUUCACGAAAGAAAUUCACGUUUCCUUACACGACGCCUAGAUUUUUCACAAGCUCGACACAAACUCCGAGAAUCACCACGACUAGAGAUCCAAGACCCGAUUUUCUUUUUUCCACGACUACAGAAAAAGCAAUCAUCAAGUUUAUAAAAAGCACGACAACCCAAGAGCCAACAAGUUCUACGACAAACGAAGACGGUGAGAGAUAAGACCCUUUUCAGUUUAAAUAUCUUCAAGUUGAGGAUACAACUUUUGAAAAGGAAAAAAAAACAGAAAUGAAUUCAGUUUAAUCUUGAAAUAAGAAUUAACAGAAAAAUUGAGAAAACUGAUGGAAAUGAGGAAAGUCGAGUUUUCAAAUGUUUGUUUUCAAAAUAAAUGAGAAUCCCCAAUUUACCCAUUUUCAAGCGACCAUUUUUUCAUUCUUUCGUGAUAUUAAAAGACGAAUUGCAAAAUAAUCUACACACAUUGAGCUCGUGAAAGAGAAUAAAAGUUGAAAAUUCGAAACACUUUUCACGCUUCGAAAAGAUAUUUCUUCAGGAGACUUUUUGAAAAAAUUGGCAGAAAUAGUUUGUUUAAAUAAAUUUCAGUUGCAGAACAGAUUUUAGGGAUAAGUCAAAUAAAACUAAAAAAACAUAGUUGAAAUCUUCGGAAACUGUGAUAAUAUUUUGUUUAAGGCAUCAUCCGGUUCACCACAGGAUUCCCGCAUCCCCCAACUUUCCCUCCGUACAUUCCUGAGCCAACAACUCCUCAACCUCAAGCUAUAGCUCAUCAUAAAACGUGGCCUCGAAUAACUACAACUCCGACAGUCCCACCAACCACGACACCGAGCACGACUACUGCUACAGAAGCCCCAACGACGACGCUUCCGAUGACGACUCCCAAGACUUCUACCUUCACUCUACCCACCCCUUAUCCCAUCUGGCCGACGACUUCACGACGACCUCCAAUCACUUGGAAGCAGAUCACUUCUUCUAAUAUCACGUUGGUUAUUGAUAUAAUUAGAGAAAUAAAAGAAACUAGCUAUAAUCGUUUUCCUUAGAAUAAGACAAACCGUUUCUACUUUUUUUUUGUUUUGAUCUGGCAAAAGAGAGAUUUUAUCAGUUUCAAAUCAAAAUGUCAAAUUUAACAAUCCUUUCUAAACUCUCAAACAACCCAGCCUGCUAGUUUUGAAUAAACUUCUUAGUAAAAUUAUUAACAUUUUACAAAAACACUCGCUUCUUGAUGGUCAAAGCAUUUCAGAUCCACAACAUCAGCUCCAGAAGUGGUGACGGCAAGAAAAUGGAUUCCCUGGAAGGUCGUGACGCCAACGCCGCCACUGCCGACGACGACGACGACGACGACAACUACCGUCAGAAGCUCCUUGACUUCUGAAGCUUCUUUGCCGGAUUACUUCACGACGGACGAUUAUGAAAUGGCGACUAGUGAACUUAUAACCGAAGCUUCUACUACAGUAACAGCUGCGAUUCCUCACAUCGUUAAGGUAAACUUGUAUAGUGUGGAAAAAUAGUUCACACUUAAGUCGUGAAUUUUUCUGAAUAUUUACAGACUGCAAUUCGAAAAAAAAAACCGUUCAUAGUGGUUUUUAUUUUGUCAUUUUUUUUCUAACUGCGUUGAAGCUUGAAGCAAUUUUUUUUUGCUAAGUCGCUUAAAAGAAGACUAAAGUUUUCGAAAUCGCAUUGAGUAGAUUUUUUUUUUCUCAGGAGGUGUCAGUCUUUAUAAUCUAACUGCAAUAGGAAAAUAAACCUUUACGGAGAGAUUUUUCACGAUCGGAAGCUAUAAUUUCAAGAAAAUCUGCACAGCAAAAUUUGUCUUUCUUUUCUUCUCGUUUCCGCAUUCUUCUUCAUUCUUUCCCAGUUUCGAUGUCAAACCAAUUUCUAGGCUCGAAAAUACACAAGACCUCCUGUUUCUGACCGCGUGUCAAUCACAACUCCGGCCACAAUCUCCCAAAAAUGCGAAAUUUGCAGUGAGCCAAUAAUAUAAUUUUCUUAUGAAUAGUUUUUUUCUCGCGAUCAGAACCUGGAAGCAGAUGUAACGUCAGUUUGAGAAGCUUUGAAACGUCGGAUCCAAUUUUCCAGUACUGCUACAGUCAUUCCACAAUGAUCGACGAGAGCAUGCAAGAUUUGCUGAGAGUGAGUGGGAAAGUUAUCAAUUUCAUCAUUUGAAGGCAAUUCAGGACACCCAAACAAGCUCAUUUCCAAGCCAUGUGACUUGGCAUCAAUCCGUUCCGCCUGAAGUUCUUCAACUCGUUCAGACGAUCAUGGCUUUGUACCGUCCUUCUAGAUGUCUAGUCAUCGGUACGAACCAUUUAUUGUUAGGGUUUUUUUUACACAGAAAAAUACAAUUUUUUGGCCUAUUGCCAUUGUAAGUAGAAAUUUUUAGAAAGUACUUUGGCAGUUUUUAUCCAAUUUUAAAAUUUGAUGCCAUUUUCAGGAGUUUUCACCGGAUUAGGACUUCUCGGAGUAGCUGAACAUGUUGAUUCUCGUGGUAUUGUUGUAGCUUUGGAGCAUCCAGGAUAUGCAGUUUUCUGGGAACGCGUCGGUCAAAAGCACGCCAAGAAGGUUUACUCAGAUCUAAUUCACGAUUAAAUGAAAAAUUCUUCGCAGCUCACCACCGCUCAAAUGUCCCGAAUUCAAAUCCGUACCUCAGAGAGUAUUGAAAAGUCUCUGCCGAGGCUUGCCGCAAAUGAACCAAAUACUUUUGACUUUGUGUUUUUGGUUCGUUCCACCAAAAUCCUUGGAAGAAGAAAGAAACUUAAGGAUGAUUUCAAAAGAGAUAACUAUUUGGACGACUACGAACAUGCCAUCCGAUUGCUUAGAAAUGGAGGUCUUCUUGUGAUAAAUCAGGUGAGAAAACUUUUCAAAAAAUCUUAAUGUUUGAUCUUAAAACAUUUAUAAUUUAGAACGAUGUCAAGAAAAAUCCUUGAAUAGAACAAUUUUUAAAUUUAAAAAAACGUUGACUUUCACGUUUAGAACGUUUUGAAGUUUUUUUAGCCGCUUAGUUUUUCAGAGAAAGAGGAAAACCCUUCAAAAUUAUUUGUAAUACCUUGCGAUCAAUAUCCGAGCAAAUUUGUUUUAAGCUCAAGUUUUUUUCGAGGAGCUUAUUCAAAAACAUCACACGUUUCUUAACUUUCAUUUGUUUCACUCAGGCAUUAAACGGCGGAGGAGUUCUAUCUGGAGUUGACAACAUGACCAAUGAAGACCGCGUUAUACGCAAUAUGAACAUAAGAAUCAAACAAGACGCCAGGGUGAGUGGCUUUUAUCUUUUUCGAAUAAGUCCUUUGGAUUUUAAUCUCCUUUGAGAAUGUUUUUGUGGGGAUUUUUUUUUAGGUUCGGGCUUCCCUUCUUCCAUACGGCGGUGGAACGUGGAUCAUCUCAAAAAAAGUGAAACGAUAA